This is a messenger RNA of Camelina sativa (false flax), 1377 nucleotides long. The record is from RefSeq and is a predicted model, not a curated record. NCBI's taxonomy places the organism in Eukaryota, Viridiplantae, Streptophyta, Magnoliopsida, Brassicales, Brassicaceae.
UAUUAAUGGAGCAAUGGGUUCAAACCAGCUUCUUGGACCUAAAAAAACACCGAAGCUAUUCGUGUUUGGAGACUCUUACGCGGAUACCGGAAACACGAAGAGCGACACAGAGGCUUGGGCUGUCCCUUACGGUAUCACUUUCCCCGGUAAACCUUCCGGCCGUUAUUGUGAUGGUCUCAUCGCCACCGAUUUAAUAGCAAAAGUGUUAGGGGCAGAGUCACCUCAUCUUUAUAGAACACACGGAAAAAACAAAACCCUAAAAAAAGGAAUGAAUUUUGCGUUUGGGGGUUCCAAAGUGGUGGACUACUCUCCGCAUAGUCCAUUCCCCAAUAUAACUGCUCAGGUUAAUUUAUUGGUAGACAUCGUUCUCGCCGGCCGUGUCCAAGGAGACAUUACUCCCACCGACGUCUCUCUCAUCAGCUACGCCGGAGGCGACUAUAUUUAUUUCAUUGACGAAAAUCGCCCUGCCGCUGGCAUGAAAGCAUUAGUAGAGGAAGUCGUGGAUCAUUUACACGUUAAUAUGAUAGUUUUGAGUGGGCUGCUGUUUAAGAAAGUAGCAGUAACAUCGCUGCAGCCAAUAGGAUGCCUCCCUACCUACACCUCUGCAUCAUCGUUCAAGAGUUGCAACGAGUCACAAAGCGCAUUGGUGGAACUCCACAAUAAAUUGUUGAGACAAGUCGUGGCCAAGCUCAACGAGCAGUCUAGGGUUAUGAAGAAGGGGCAGCAUUACUUUAUCAUUGAUAUUCAUCACGCCUUCAUGACUGUUCUGAAGAACAAAGGGAGCAAAAGAUUUAAAACCCCGAUGAUGAAGUCGUGUUGUGAAGGUUUUUGUGGGCGAUCGAUGGACGGUGACAAGUUGUAUACCUUAUGUGAUGAUCCUAAGUCUUUUUUCUUUUGGGAUGAAGUUCACCCUACUCAAGAAGGAUGGAAAUCGAUUUACUCGGUAUUAGGGAACCCAUUAACCGAGUCUAAGACCAAACCGUAAAACCACUUGUUGGUAUUUAAUUUAAAACCCGAAAAUGCAAUCUGAAACUUUUACAUUUGUUCUUGUAAAGGACAAUUAUAAAGAAUGACAAAUGGUUGGUUUGUCCACGAAUAAAUAAAGGAUGCCUAGAUCAUCUUUGUUCGAGGAACAAAAAAUCAUGACAAACUGUUUUUCUGGACAAAGAGAGUUUUUCACUUUUUUCUCUCCACAUAGACAAUAAAUAUGAUUGCAAUCUUUCAUUCAAUAACAGAAUAAAGGAAAUUACAGUUAAAACAAAGAUGAAAUGAAAGAUUUUUGUAUCCACUUAUACUCUAGUUUUGGUAUUUCUUUACCAUGUGUAAAGUAAACUCCAUCUUCUCUAACAUCCCAAAAAUUUUGCUUACCAUGAUCAA